Messenger RNA from Setaria italica (foxtail millet), 1715 nucleotides. Its product is annotated as F-box/kelch-repeat protein At1g55270. Lineage: Eukaryota; Viridiplantae; Streptophyta; Magnoliopsida; Poales; Poaceae. The coding region runs from base 193 to 1473 and encodes 426 amino acids. Gene Ontology annotation, molecular function: protein binding. The record is from RefSeq and is a predicted model, not a curated record. The transcript has 2 exons.
UUGUUCGUCUUCCUCCUUGCACUUGCAGCAGUUGCAGACAGGCUGCAGGCUGCUGGAAGGGGUUUCUGGUUGGGAGGGUAAGGCUGGACCUGCCAUUUCCCAGCUUCUUCGCACGGUUGAGAGGCGAAGUGGGAGGAGGAUAGCCAUGGUGUGAUGUCGGGUUGGUGACCAUUCGUUGCUUCGGGAGUAGCCAUGGAUACAAGGAACCGAACAGCUCCGCUGGUUGAUUCCUCGGCAUGCUUGUGCCGAGUGAACAGAUCAUCCGCCGCCGCGGCGGCGAGACGCCUCCCGGCGUCGAAGGCGUGCGUGCAACCGAGCCUCAGGGCGUCCAUCCACCCGCUGAAACCGAAGGCGUCGCCGCGGCCGGGUGACCGGAGCCGCGGUGGGCAAUGCCCGCUGCUCCCCGGCCUCCCCGACGAUCUCGCCAUUGCUUGCCUCAUCCGGGUGCCCAGAGCCGAUCACUGGAAGCUGAGGCUGGUGUGCCGGAGGUGGUGCCGCCUGCUCGCCGGCAACUACUUCUACGGCCUCCGCCGCCGGCUCGGGCUCGCCGAGCAGUGGGUGUACGCCGUGAGGCGCGACGGCAAGGACGGGCACGUGUCGUGGGACGUGCUCGACCCGUGUCGCGGCGCGUGGCGCGCGCUGCCACCAUUGCCGCAGGAGUACGCGGGCGCCGACGGGUUCGGCUGCGCCGUGCUCGGCGGCUGCCACCUGUACCUGCUCGGCGGCGCGGACCCGCGCCGGGGCGGCGCCAUGCGGCGGGUGGUGUUCUACAGCGCCCGCAGCAACCGGUGGCACCGCGCGCCGGACAUGCUGCGCCGGCGGCAGUGCUUCGGCACGUGCGUGAUCGGCAACCGCCUGUACGUCGCGGGCGGCGAGAGCGGCGGCGGCGGCGGGCUCAGGUCCGCCGAGGUGUUCGACCCCGCCAAGAACCGGUGGUCGUUCGUGGCCGAGAUGGCCGCGGCGAUGGUGCCGUUCCUCAGCGCGGUGCACGGCGGGCGGUGGUACGUGAAGGGCCUCGGCGCGCAGCAGGAGGUGCUGAGCCAGGCGUACUCGCCGGAGACCGACUCGUGGUCCGUCGUGCUCGACGGCAGGGUCACCGGCUGGCGGAGCCCCAGCGCGUGCCUCGGCGGAAGGAUCUACGCCGCAGACUGCAAGGACGGAUGCCGGCUGAGGACCUACGACGAUGCUGCGGACGCGUGGACCACCUGCGUCGACAGCAAGCAGCACCGGGGGAGCUCCCAGGCGGCAGAGGCAGCCGCCAUCGUCGUGCUCCACGGCAGGCUCUGCGUCGUCCGCAACGACAUGAGCGUCUCGGCCGUCGACGUCGCAGCCGGGGCGGGGAACCUGCAGGGCUGGGAGACCCUCGCCGGGAAAGCGCAUGCCAAGAGCUUCGUCACGGGCCUCUUGUCCAACCUCGCCGGCCGUGGCCGCGCCAAGAACCACAUCCUCCAUUGCCAAGUUCUCGAGGCCUAGCUGAUCACUUGCUCCUCCAUGUGUUCUGUGCAGAGUCGCACACUGAAAAAAUGAGAAAUUUUUCCAUGUUUUCUGAGGAGUUUUGAUCAGUGAGAAAAUCUCCAUGUUUACUGUAGAGUUUUGGAAAAAAAAAUGAGAAUUACAUCUAAAGGAGGUGAUCAUUGUACAUACAGUUCAUAUGAUAUAUAUUGAUGUAGCACGCACGAUUACUUUCUAUUCCUAAAUUAUACCAAAAAAUUUAA